Spea bombifrons (plains spadefoot toad) is the source of this 932-nucleotide messenger RNA. RefSeq names its product tRNA phosphotransferase 1 (gene TRPT1). Lineage: Eukaryota; Metazoa; Chordata; Amphibia; Anura; Pelobatidae. Gene Ontology annotation, biological process: tRNA splicing, via endonucleolytic cleavage and ligation. The coding region runs from base 35 to 700 and encodes 221 amino acids. The record is from RefSeq and is a predicted model, not a curated record. The transcript is spliced from 8 exons. Gene Ontology annotation, molecular function: tRNA 2'-phosphotransferase activity.
AUUUCCGAUCGCUUAGCGAGGGAUUUCAGAGGAAAUGGAUAGAUCAAGCCAUGAUAGCAGGAGAAGAGGAUCCAGGGGGAAAAAACAGGACCCUGAUGUGCGUCUAUCAAAGCUCUUGUCAUAUGCUUUGCGUCACGGAGCUGUCAGUCUAGGGCUUCCCAUGGGCCAAGAUGGCUUUGUCCCCCUUUCCUCAAUGCUUACCCUUCCCCAGUUUCGCUGCUAUUCCCAGGAAGACAUUGAACGAGUGGUUAGAUGUAACGACAAGCAACGGUUUACCCUACGACACUCAGGGUCUGCAGGAGCCCUAGAGAUCAGAGCCAACCAGGGGCACUCCUUAAAGGUGGAGGUUGAUCUAACUCCAGUGGGGGAGGAGCUUCCUUACCAGGCUAUCCAUUGCACUUACCUCCGCCAUUGGCCUUCGAUACGCCAUAGUGGUCUGUCUCGUAUGAACCGGAUACACAUCCAUCUCUCCACUGAACUACCUGAGGAAGAUCAUGGUGUUAUCAGUGGGAUCCGUAAUGAUUGUGAAGUUGCUAUAUUUAUAGAUCUAACCAAAGCUAUAGCAGAUGGAAUCCCCUUCUUCUGGUCAGCUAAUCGUGUUCUACUCACACCAGGGAAUGCAGAUGGUCUUCUUCUUCCAAAAUAUUUCCUGCAAGUCCUGCAGCUUAGACCUCAAAGACAACUCAUUCCGAUCAAAUGAUACAAGCAAAAAUCUUCAAAAAAUCAGUCAACAUAAUGAAUGCAGUGAAUCAAGUGUAAUUUAAUGUUUAGCAUAAAACAUAUAUAUUAGUGUGUAUAUAUAUAUAUAUAUAUAUAUAUGUAUAUAUAUAUAUAUAUACACAGACACCUAAUGCAUUUUAAGAUAUGCAUGUGUAUCUAUUUAUGUGAAACAUAAUACAGAAUAAUAAAGGCCACUGUUGCAUCAUUUUUAA